Molecule: messenger RNA, 870 nt
Organism: Dichomitus squalens LYAD-421 SS1
Lineage: Eukaryota; Fungi; Basidiomycota; Agaricomycetes; Polyporales; Polyporaceae
Exons: 4
Coding region: 1-870 (289 amino acids)
Source: RefSeq, a predicted model, not a curated record
AUGGGCCAGUUCUACGACGAGAUCCCUGAGACACACAUUGCGUGGAUCAAGAAGCAAGAGAUGUUCUUCGUCGCCACCGCGCCCCUCAGCGCUGACGGGCACGUCAACGUCUCUCCUAAGGGCGUUCGUGACUCAUUUCAUGUCGAGAGCAGGAGCAGGGUGUGGUACGAGGAUCUCAGUGGGAGUGGCAUCGAGACUAUCUCGCACCUGAAGGAGAACAAACGUAUCACGAUCAUGUUCUGCGCGUUGGAGGGCGCGGCGCGCAUCUUGCGCAUCUGGGGCACGGGCAGGGUGUUCGAGUUCGGCACCCCGGAGUACGAGGAGCUCAUUCCCUCGGAGAAACGCAUGACAGGGUCGCGCGCAGCGAUCGUCGUGGACGUGCACAAAGUCGGCACAUCCUGUGGGUACGCCGUUCCAAUCUACACCUUCAAGUCCCAUCGGUCCGCUCUGCUCACGUGGUCCGAGAAGAUGGAGAAGCUCGACGAGGACUUCGCGGCCGACCCCACCGCCUGCCCGCACGGUCCCGAAGCACUCCCCCGCAGUAUGAAGUGGUGGUGGGCCGGCUGGAACCUCCGCUCGAUCGACGGCUUGCCUGGACUGGACACCGCACAUGUGGUGGACGCCGUGCCCAGAAUGGGCGAGGAGGCGAAGAGGGGCUUGAAAGCGCAGGGCGCCGCGCCCGAGCCGCCGAGCGACGGGACUGUGGUGAUCUUGGGAAACCGGGUGCCCAGGGCGGGGAGGUGGGAGGCGGCGUUGGGGAGGUUGACGCCGGCUAGUGGGGAGGAGGCUGUGAGGCUGGUGCUGGCUUGUUCGCUGGGAAUGGCGAUUGCGGCUAUUUGUGUGGGGGUGGUGGGAAUGAGGACGUGUUGA